Molecule: messenger RNA, 873 nt
Organism: Perkinsus marinus ATCC 50983
Lineage: Eukaryota; Perkinsozoa; Perkinsida; Perkinsidae
Exons: 2
Coding region: 1-873 (290 amino acids)
Source: RefSeq, a predicted model, not a curated record
AUGGGAGAUCACCGUCCUCCUACUCUGGCUCAGGAUCCUGGCAUACCUCAGCCUCCUACUACAGGGGAUUCGGCUCCUCCUGAGCAUGUUCUACACCAAGUCUUAACUCUUCUCGCUCAAGGCAAAGACCUCCAGGAGGGAGCCUCUGCUAAGGAGGGUCAAGCUUUCCUCACAGAACGCCUAGCACAUGCACAGUUGGUCGGUAUCGAUCCCACCUUAGUCCCGUCAAUUACGUUGUUCCACCGUUUCCUGAAUAAACCUAAUGCGGAAACGGAUUUCUUGUCUACGGACAUUGAGGACUUUCUCGGUCAAGAGGACAUCGUUCAGAUUCAAGGUAGCAGUUCUUCUUCGGCUUUCAAAUCGGUAGAUGCUCUGAACAAAAAAGCCUCCACAGUCCGUAUACCCAAUCGCUUAGCUCUGCUGGGUGUUACCUUGAUCAAAUGGGUAACGGCUGGUUCUCUAAUAUGUUCUUUACCCAGAGGUCUCCUCUUGAGCCACGUAGCUGCAACCAUGCACUGUGCCGAUUUAUACGGUACGGCUGUAGCUCUGUCAUAUCAUCGUCACCAAACGGCUAAAGCUGCGAUUGAAUUGUCCAUGGGUAAGCCUGCUGUGGACAUUGCCAUCAAAGAGUUCAAUAACCUGACAGCAUUUGAAUGUAAGCAGCGGCUAGAUAGCUCCCAACGCAAAGCUACCACGCAAUUUAAACCGAGACGCUACUUCGGUGCUACCAACUACAACUAUAACUAUAGACAACAGUACAGGAGUGCCCCUUAUGACGACUGGUAUUCAUGGUCUAAAAAUGACAAAGAUUGGAAGGGGUGGAAACAAGCUGAUACCGGCACAUCGGCCCCAUCUACUACUAAGAAGUCGUAG